CACAGAUAAUCUAAGAAUGGAGCCAAAAAAGAAAGUUGCAUGCUGUGGCUAUCCAAUCAGCAUCUUCUUCAUUGUGGUCAACGAGUUCUGCGAGCGUUUCUCCUACUAUGGAAUGCGAGCUGUCCUGGUGCUCUACUUUAGGUUCUUCCUGAAAUGGGAUGAUGACUUGGCCACCAACAUCUACCACACCUUUGUGGCGCUCUGCUACCUGACCCCCAUCCUUGGUGCCAUCGUGGCUGACUCCUGGCUUGGCAAGUUCAAGACCAUUAUCUACCUGUCCAUCGUUUACACUGCUGGUCAGGUUGUCAUGGCGGUAAGCGCUAUUCAUGACAUCACCGACCACGACAGGGACGGAGUUCCGGACAAUAUGACCUUCCAUGUGGCCAUGUCUAUGGUUGGCCUGUUCCUCAUCGCCAUGGGAACUGGGGGCAUCAAGCCCUGUGUGGCUGCCUUUGGAGGGGACCAGUUUGAAGAUCACCAGGAGAAACAGAGGAGCACCUUCUUCUCUAUCUUCUACCUGUCAAUCAACGCUGGCAGUCUCCUGUCCACCGUCAUCACUCCCAUCCUCAGAGCCCAGGAGUGUGGUAUCCAUACCCAGCAGAAGUGCUACCCCCUGGCCUUUGGCGUCCCUGCAGCCCUCAUGGUUGUGGCUCUGGUGGUGUUCAUUUUGGGUAGUGGCAUGUAUACCAAGGUGGCUCCCAAAGGAAAUAUCAUUUUGGAGGUCUGCAGGUGCAUCGGGUUUUCCAUUAAGAAUCGCUUCAGGCAUCGCAGCAGUCAGUACCCAAAGAGAGAGCACUGGAUGGACUGGGCCAAUGAGAAAUAUGAUAAACUGUUGAUUGCCCAGGUAAAGAUGCUCCUGAAGGUCCUCUUCCUUUACAUCCCUCUGCCCAUGUUCUGGGCUCUGUUUGACCAGCAGGGCUCCAGGUGGACCCUUCAGGCCACCACCAUGGACGGCAACUUUGGAGCCCUCAUAAUACAGCCAGACCAAAUGCAGACAGUGAACCCCAUCCUGAUUCUGGUGCUGGUCCCUGUUGUGGACAGCUUGUUGUACCCCCUGAUUGCAAAGUGCAAGCUGAACUUCACGCCCCUGAAGAGGAUGACUGUGGGCAUGUUUUUGGCUGCUAUGGCUUUUGUGGCUGCUGCCCUGGUCCAGCUUCAGAUCGAUCAAACCCUUCCAACAUUCCCAACAGGUGUGGCUGGGCAGAUUAAAUUCCUGAAUUUAAACACUAAUGAGGUGAUAUUAAAUAUUGAUGGAGGACGAGAUACCCCUGUCCAACCUUUCAAGUCCUCAGGGGACUACCUGACAUUUGACAAACAAUUCAUAGUGGCUCUCAACAAAGGCCAGGCCUAUGCUAUAACUCUGAAGUCUCUGGCAAGGCAAACAGCUCUUAUCACUCCAGCAGGCCUUAACUUGAACCUGACAAUUGUUGAAGACAGUAUCACGAAACCAGAGCAAGGCAACAAUGAUAUCAGAUUUAUCAAUGCUCACCCCGAUGAUUUGAAUAUUACCACUGGUUCACUGGACUUUGGGGCCAUAUCACAGUUCACGAGCUCAAGCUAUAAGCUGGUACCCCAGGGGAAUCCUAUAUUCCUCAUCAGGAACGCAGCUUUGCAAGAAUGUGAAUACACCAGGCCCCUAGGCUAUGGCAGCUCUCUCUCCCUGGUCAUCCCCACCUCCUUCACCUUUGGUCCUGAUUGUGGGAACAGCAUCCAGGCAGUGGAGGACAUCCUGCCCAACACCAUCCACAUGGCCUGGCAGAUACCCCAAUACUUCCUCAUGACCGCAGGAGAGGUCAUCUUCUCUGUCACUGGUCUGGAGUUCUCCUAUUCACAGGCACCUAGCAACAUGAAGUCUGUGCUUCAGGCUGGCUGGUUGUUAACUGUAGCAGUGGGCAACAUCAUUGUUCUGAUUGUAGCUGAGUUGGCCCAGCUUCCAGAUCAGUGGGCCGAAUACAUUCUAUUUGCCUCCCUGCUGGUGGCUGUGUGCAUUGUCUUUGGCAUCAUGGCGUACUUUUACACCUAUGUGGACCCGACUGAGAUCGAGGCCCAGUUUGCUGAAAUAGAGCCAGAGGAGAAAAAGAAGAAGAACAGCGUGGAGCUGCAGAAGAGAGACUCUGUGGAGAAACGCCAUGAGGAGAGGAAGGCUUCAAGUUCUUCAUCAAGCUCAGAGGAGGAAGCAAGCAAGCAGUCCAAGAUGUAGAGCAACAACCACAUAUUCCCUCAUCACACGACCCCCGACCCCCCCCCCCCCCCCCCUUCUUGCUACGUAUUUAUAUUGUGAGAGUAUGAGUGCAUUGGCACACAUCCUGGCAUGGAGUCGUUUGAGGUUCAUGAGUGAAAUGAGAGCAUCAUUGAGUUGGAGGGGCACGGGUUUGAUAUUGCUUCUUUAAAGUAUUUUUGGACAUCAAGUAAAUAUAAAAAGUUAUCAUUGUAGAUAUUGGUAUUUAGAACAAAACAACUUCAAAUAAUCUCAUGAAACAUUUCUCAAAAAAGCAUCAAUCAAUCAUUUAUGGUAAUUACACUUUUGUUGUACAUAAUUUUUUUACUAUGAUUUAUUUUGCACUACCAGUAUGUAGCAAAAGCAACAAUUUAUUUGUAUUUUAUUUGUUUCAUAAGAUUUUAUAAUGUAUAAAGAGAACAUACAAAUAACCUCACCAGCAUCUAUGAUAAUUUCCAGUGCGAUAUUGUGUAUGUAUGUCUGCAUGUAUAGUAUGUAUUGUCCAUAUAUUGUUGCUGUUUUAUAUACUGUAUAAUCAGAUACUCCUGGUGACAUCUCAUUGAGCCACUUGCAAUCAGCUGCUUCAAUAAAGUGGAUGUCUGGCAAAAUCCAAGCUUCAAGCUAUUGGAAUGACUAAUGAUGAGUGUGGAGGUGGAACCAGGUUGAGAAGAACCAUUUGAGACAUCUCACCUGAGAUGUCAUGUGGGGCUAGAUCAGUAUUAUGAGCACCCUGCUUUAUACUAGCGGCAGGACAGACUGGAUGAGGACAGCAGACUGUUAGCAUUAGGUCUUUAUUUCUCAUGUCACUUUGAAAGCUUACCAGGAGCUUAUUUUCACCUUGGGGAGGCCAGGGAUGACACAAGCAAAGAUUAUAUACAGUACUAUAAACUGUCAGCUAUGAUAAAGGAAACCAAAUGUACACAUUUUUCCAAUACUGUCUGUAGCAUAUGUUUACUAUAAGUUAUAACAGCCAGAGGCAGGUGAUCAUAGCCAGAACGCGUUCCUUAAACCCAUACUUUUAACUCUUUGCAGUUACAAAAAUAUUGGAUAUUUCUCAGUUCAUUCCCUGUGUUGAUAAGUGCGCCCUGAUGCAACUCCUCAACAUUAUUGCUGCAUUAGCACAGUAGUAAAAUCUGGAACUUUAUAUAAAGUAAACAUAUAGUAAAAGAUGGCUAUUUGCAACUCCUUGUUUUUUAAUUCCUUGUACUUUAAAUACUCUACACUUUCAAAGUGCAACAACAAA
Messenger RNA from Hypomesus transpacificus, 3461 nucleotides. It is a transcript of the gene slc15a1b, whose product is annotated as solute carrier family 15 member 1b. The transcript is spliced from 22 exons. Gene Ontology annotation, biological process: transmembrane transport; oligopeptide transport. Gene Ontology annotation, molecular function: dipeptide transmembrane transporter activity. The record is from RefSeq and is a predicted model, not a curated record. Gene Ontology annotation, cellular component: membrane. The coding region runs from base 17 to 2200 and encodes 727 amino acids. NCBI's taxonomy places the organism in Eukaryota, Metazoa, Chordata, Actinopteri, Osmeriformes, Osmeridae.